AUGCCAAGUUGCUGCACCAAUGGCUCUGGUCGUCGUGCCUUCCAGCCGAAUUCGCAAAACGAACCGCCAGGUUUCCCCUUCCAGGCAUCAUCACCAGUUCCGGGAUCCCAGAGACAUCAUUUGAACCAUCUGUUACAUGGAGCAGUCCCAAACAGCACUAUGUUCUGCACAAGCUUGCACCCGACUUCUUCUUCAACCGACCCGGGGAUGGAUCCACGGCUUGGAAUCGUUCCACCACCUCCUCCUCAUCAUCAUGAUCAUCAACAUCAUCACCAUACCAGCGCUGGGAAAUCUCCAUUCAUUCUUGAAGACCAAGGCAUGGAGAGCUUGGAAGACUUGACAGACUUCCUUGACAUUGCAGAGGAAGACCCUAGUCACAACAGCAGCUUUCGUCAAUUGCAUCCGGGUAAAGAUACUAUCAUGACACUGAAGGAGACGAUGGGAUAUCUGUCCAAAGAGCUUGAUAUCCCUCUCGACGAUGAUGAUCAUGAAAGUCGAGCUGUUGAGGUUAUUAAUGAAGCGCCGCCUCGAGAUCCAAGGGGACCUGUUGCUGAAUUAUACUGUAAAAAGUACAGGAAUGCAGAUGGUUACUUGCCUGCAACUAGCUAUCAAUAUCCAGAGGCUGCAAGUUGUCAUAAGCAGCGAAUCAGGUGGACGACGGAGCUCCAUGACCUUUUCCUUGGAGCAGUGAGAACCCUCGGAGGCCCUGAAGUUGCGACUCCAAAACGCAUACUGUCACUUAUGGAUGUCAAGGGCUUAAACAUCUACCAUGUCAAGAGUCAUUUACAGAAGUAUCGGCUCCAGACACAAGCAAUAACAACGCGACUUACUUUCAUGUACCGAUGUGCUUCGAUUUGUCACUGUCCAGAGAAAAAUAUGGCUAGCCCUUUGGAAAAGAAAACAGCUUCCUCCAACACUGAUGGAAAUAUGAAUAGAGACAUGGUUGUCACAACAGCUCUACAGAUGCAGAUCGAUGUACAGAAACUGCUGUACGACCAACUGAAGUCACAAAAGCUCCUUCAGUUGCGCAUAGAGGAGAACGCGGAAUUCCUGAAGAAGUUACUGGAAGAACAGCAGAAGUCGAAUCCCAGCAUCGAUUCUCCUUCCUCGUCACAAGUCGAACCGGCAAGGUCUGCCCCAUUUGCUGAUGAAUCCUCCCCUGCAAAGGCAACAUAUGUAAGAAGUCAGAGUUCAUCUAAAAUAUCAAGUGAUCAGGCAACUGAUCACACUGCCAGAACUGAACAUUCUGAAUGUCAUAAGCGGCCUCGAGGAGAGAGGGAAUGAUUAUAUCAGGGUGGGUAGACCGUAGAUGAGUGAUUUUGGUUACUAAAUACCACCUUUUUUUGUGUAAAUUGUGUGCAGAAAUUGCAGUCUUACCGUUCAAUUUUUCGUUGAAUUGUUUGAUUUUUGAAAUAACUGCUACUUGUGAAAGACUUGCAGAAGUUGGGUAAUGUAUGGAUUACGAUUCGAUUUGAUGUAAGUCUGAUCAUGUUGGGGAGUUGGUGAAUCAAUAUCAUGAGGGGAACUGAUCACAUUCAGCUGUGUGUUUUUGUAAAGUAUGAGAGGAGCUUCUUAGGUUCUAGCUGUUACAUACUAACAAAAUGUAGAGAGAAGAGAAAAUUGAGUUUAGCAGAAAUGUAAUGAAAUUUA
This is a messenger RNA of Linum tenue, 1650 nucleotides long. NCBI's taxonomy places the organism in Eukaryota, Viridiplantae, Streptophyta, Magnoliopsida, Malpighiales, Linaceae. The record is from the annotation of a GenBank genome assembly.